AUGGGUGAGGCAGUGGGUGAGAAGGCGUAUGUGCCUUUUUACUACUCGCAUUUCGGCAAGAAUUUUCUUCUGCUGCUGCUCAGUCUGGUUACUGUGCCUGUCUCGGCUGCAAUUGUUGUCGCCAGCCUGGCGAUAUCGUCGUUCAAUGGCAAACCUAAACCCGUGCAGAAAGAUGCAUCGACAAAAACGAAGACGAUCCUCGUUACUGGCGUCUCCAUGACCAAAGGCCUUACCAUUGCUCGCAGCCUGGCCCAACAUACUCCCCACCGCGUCAUCGGGGCCGACAUAUCUUCACUUUCUCCAGGCCGUUUCUCAAACUCGAUAUCGAAAUACUACCGCCUGGACACACCCCACGGCGACGAUGCAGAACCCUACAUCGACUCCCUCCUAUCCGUCAUCCAGUCUGAAUCCGUGGACCUCUGGAUCUCCUGCUCCUCCGUCGUCGCCGCCGUCGAAGACGGCCAAGUCGUACGUCUCGCCAAAGCCUCCGCAAAAAAACACAACCGCGUCUUUGAAGCCAUCCAAUUCAGCGAAGACGUCGUCGAGAAAUUCCACUCCAAGGAUAAAUUCAUCGACUACAUCGCAUCCCUGAACCUGGCGAUCCCAGAGUCCCACCGCUGCACCUCCGCCGACGAAGCACUGGCCGUCCUCCUCCGCAAGAACGAGUCGGGCAAGAAAUUCCUCGCGAAACCGAUUGGCGUCGAUGACCGCGCUCGCGCUGCAAUGAUGACUCUCCUGCCCUUGCCCAGCGCGCAGGAAACUACCAACUAUGUCAAGUCCCUCAACAUAUCACCCGCCAAUCCCUUCCAACUCCAACAAUUCAUCGCAGGCAAGGAAUACUGCACGCACGCACUCGUCAUCCGCGGUCACGUCAAGGCAUUCACAUCCUGCCCUUCAUCCGAGCUACUCAUGCACUACGAGCCCCUGCCCGCCUAUUCCAACUUGUCGCAGGAAAUGCUCAAGUUCACCGAAAAAGUCGCGCAGGACGGGGGGGAAUCGUUCACGGGGCAUUUGAGCUUCGACUUCCUCGUUCAGAAUGACGAUGGAGGGGAGGUUUUCCUGUACCCGAUUGAAAGUAAUCCGCGCGCGCACACGGCUGUAGUCUUAUUCGACGCCACGCCAGAAAUGGCAGAUGCGUAUCUUAGUGUGUUUAGAGAUGCGAUUACGGAUUACAACACCGAGACGCCUGUGUAUCCCACGGCGCCGACGAAGAGUUAUUUCUGGGCUGGGCACGAUUUGGUGGAGUUUGGGAUUCUGCCGGUGUUGGAUGCGUUGAGUGGGAGAGGAGGGUGGGCGGAUGUUAUCACUGGGAUCAAGGCGUUGGCGUAUCAUCUCAUGUAUUGGAGAGAUGGGACGUUGACGAUACGGGACCCGGUGCCGUUUUUGGUGCUGUAUCAUGCGUAUUGGCCGGGGAAGUUUGUGGAGAGUUUGAGGAUGGGCAAGGCGUGGAGUCGGAUCAAUGUUAGUACGACGAAGAUGUUUGACGGAUGA
Messenger RNA from Parastagonospora nodorum SN15, 1491 nucleotides. RefSeq lists its product as hypothetical. Bases 1 to 1491 code for a protein of 496 amino acids. The transcript has a single exon. Gene Ontology annotation, molecular function: ATP binding; metal ion binding. NCBI's taxonomy places the organism in Eukaryota, Fungi, Ascomycota, Dothideomycetes, Pleosporales, Phaeosphaeriaceae. The record is from RefSeq and is a predicted model, not a curated record.